This is a messenger RNA of Pseudocercospora fijiensis CIRAD86, 2772 nucleotides long. RefSeq lists its product as uncharacterized. Lineage: Eukaryota; Fungi; Ascomycota; Dothideomycetes; Mycosphaerellales; Mycosphaerellaceae. The record is from RefSeq and is a predicted model, not a curated record. The transcript has 8 exons. The coding region runs from base 1 to 2772 and encodes 923 amino acids.
AUGGUAAACCGCCGAGUCGUAACGCAAUUGAAUGCCCUCAACGACCCAACCCGCAAUCCAUGGAGGCUUAGCGGCGAGUUCAACUUCCUCAUUCUCUACGCAAUUUUCGGCGACGCUGCCUGCCAGAGUCAUCAGUUCCUCUCGGCCCUUCGCGACCUUUCCGCCAUCCCCAAUCUGUCCUUCGCCGAUGCCGUCGGGCGCAUUCAAGCAGCACGCAGAGCAGACCCCACAGAGACCGGCCAACAAGGCAUCCAGCCACGACACGCCCGUGGCGCACUCGAAUCAUGUCAGGCGGACGGAAUGCAGCCGACGAAGCCUCGUAGCAGACCGAAGCAGUGGACGGAGACACACGGAGGACGCUCUGGGAAAAAGGCGAGCAAGCAAGCAUUAUCAAAGGCCUCCACUGCCAUACACGCGAGCAAUUGGAAUGGCCUACAAGAUGUGUCUGAGCCAGAGCUACAUCCUUCGCAUAAGGAGCAGAGCGAUCGUAGCGCUGUACAUAUGGGCAGGGAUGAAGCGCUGCAGGUGCCGGGAGGUGUGCAGCGAAUGGGACCAAAUACGCUUGAUCAGACACGACAUGAAGAGCAGAAUGAUGAGCCAGACGAAGAGACUACCGAUGGAGAGACUACUGAGCAAUCAAUCGAACAAGGCAGAUUCCGUAGACCACUUUCCGGCGCUCACAAAGCCGACGACAGCCUUGAGAUUGAUGAAGAUGAUCAGCAGCAGCUAGACGGAAUGGCCGAACAAGACACCUCUUUUCUUCAGGACGACGACUCUUUUGGAGGCUUCGACUGUGGCCAGCAGGACUCCGACCACGAGCAGAGUCAGAGCGACCCCCAGGCUCAGAGCGUGGAGGCGAAUAUGCGGAACGAGCCGUCCUCGCUUCAGAAGUCAGCCACGUCUACCUAUGGCGCAGCUAUCCCGACUUCUUCUUUCCCGAACCCCACCAAUUCCACCAACUCCAUCAACAAAACUGCAGAGCCCAGCAUCGUGAAGCCCCAUACCCUGCCGCUGCUGUCCACCAUUGACGACAACAGUGACAGCCCGUGUUGUCGCCCGCGCCCAGGUCACGCAUCGAGCUUGCCUUUCCACAUGAGCAAACGCAACAACGUCACGAUGAGGGGCCAAGAUGUCAAUAGGCCUACCAAGCGUGUGCGCUUCAGCGACGAGAUCACGGACACCUCGCCCUUUGAAUCUGCCUUCGCCGAACUCUCCACCGAGACGAACAACUUCGCUCACCUUAUGCAAGGCGCUUUCGACUUUUUCCAGCCGAGCUCAGCUGAUGGGCAACUUCUCGCAUCCUGCCGACCUAGUGCCGAUGGCGCCGAUACUGCUGUUCUAUCCGAUGCCUCGACGCUCGGUCGUCCUCUCUGCCUUGCCCUCGCCGAUGAGAACCGCCGCUGGAUUCUUGCUGAGUACCACCCGCAGACCGACUCGCUUACGCUUCACUGCCCGGAAGAGAUGAUUACCAAGGUCGAUCUGGAGAAAGAUGCUUUUCAAGCUCAAGAGGAAAACAACGCUCAGGCCCGAGACAGUAAUGUGGCUUCCGCUUUGAUGCCGCGCAUCUGUGCCCUUCUUGAAAGCGUGCGCCCGCGCCCUGCCACAACAGGCACACAGAAUGAGGUUCAGCCUGCUCGCCGCUUCCUGUCCUGCACUACAGUACGUCUUCCCUCAUUUCGGACAUAUGGCGACACUGCGAAGGGAACUCGGAACCGUCUAAUCGAGAUUGCUGGGUCCGCCGCUGCGUGUGCUGUCCUUCUUACACUGGGUCGAACCAUCAGCGAAACCAUCGACGGUCAUCUGUGGCUGUUCGCCAUGCAUACUGCCGCCCAGAUGUCCGAAGAUAUGGGUUUGAUUGGUCGUAUGCCGACAUCGCCGCCUAUGCAAGUCCAAAGCAGACCGAACACCACGCUGGAGGAGCUUCGUGAAAAGGCGAAUGCUAUUGAGAUGGCCCAGGUGGCUUCUCAGGGUGUUAUGGAGGAAAUUCGCCUUCAUCUCGAUAGAGGGAUGACAUCUUCUCGGUCUGUUGAACAGUUUCGGGUCCUGCGCUCCGCCAUAAGCUCCGCCAUCAGCUCCAAGCCACCUGCAGACCAUCCCGACGACGCAUACAUCGCUGGCCUUCGACGCACUGCUGAGGAUGCCCCGGCUCACCGUCGUGCUGCUGCUGAAGCCUUCCUCCGAGAAGAGCUUGCCAGCCGAGAUACAGCCUCGAAGCCGGCCAGAGUGUGGAAGGAUGUGCACAAACAGCUUGGUCUCCUUCAGGUCUCUCAUUCCGAUCGCGCUGAAGCUUCGUAUACGGAGGCGGAGGAGACGCACAAUCGAUUCAAAAAGCUGCUUGAGGCGAGUCUGUCGGAGCUGAAGAAGCUGAGUCUGGAGGCGCUAGAGCUGGCGCCGGUUUGCGGAUGGCGACAGUGCAACACCAUGGCAACUAGGUUGAAGGGCAUGACUUUUGAGCGAUACAUGAUACCCCUUUGCAUCUACCAUUGUCGUAGACGCAUUUUGAUGGGUUUGGUGUAUUAUAUCACCAUCCAUGCCUGGUUCCUACCACUCAAUGUCUUGAGAUACCCUUGCCUAACUCGUCAAGCUCUCCUGUUGAGCUGGUAUCUUGAAGACUUUGCGAUGCUCAUCGCUGGCGAUGCAGGACGACUGCGUCGAGCGCACGAGUUCAAGGACACUUUUGGUCGAGCUAAAGAUAGCGCCGAAGCCGAUGAGAUUGGGGCACCCGCAGGAAUUGUCGGCGAAGACCUCGAGGCUACAUUAAACGAAAUCUAG